ACAGUUCUGGAUUAACCCUAAACAGUUUUGGAUCGACAGAACUUAGACCAACCAUGAAACAAAGUGAAAUAUUCUGGAGAAAAGACUAAAAAUCCUUAGAUCAGAAUUGAAAAACAUGGAAAACCUUUCAAAUAACCCUGGGGGAGCUGGAUUUUGGUUUCAACAUCCUAUGAUGAUCUAGAUUCUAGUCGUAACCUAUGCCUUCCCCUUUCAAAAUCCCAUAAACCAGUUUGCUUCAUACCAGCCUUCAGCUUGAUUUCCUCCCAUUCGCUGCACAUCUCCAAGAACUCCAGCAGGCGGGAGCACAGUCGCACAUGGUCAACGUAGUCGAGCAGCAUGUUCACCAAGGGGCCGUUUACACGGCUGAAGGAUGGACUGGAGACCACCUCGCAGAACUGGAACACGAUAAAGGACAGUUCUUUUACAGUUCAUUAAAAGACACUGACUGAUAUGUUUGACUCACCUGAACGGGGCGCAGAGGCUGUGUAUCUUCACUGGCCUGCAGCCUUUCAGUGAGACGGCAUGUGGACAUGAUUGGUGGAUGUGGCUGUUGGUUAUAUGAGCAAUAAAAGCAAGGCCAGGCAUCACAGCCGUUGUCCAGAAGCAGUUUGAGCAUUGGCAGACUUUCAAUGCGAAGAAGUAAGGCCGAUGGAAACACUGAUGGCUGGGUGGAAAUCUGAGCAUUGACAUUAGCCCCAUACUUCAGCAGUAUUGACGCCAUGUCGAUCCGGCCAAGCCUAACAGCAAUGAGCAGAGGGUUGAAGACAUCCAGGUUAGGGUUGGCUCCUGCCUCCAGGAGCAUCUCUGUAGCUUCAAAGUUCCCAUUGUACACAGAGAAGUAGAGGGCCGUACUCCGCCGGUCCUCGUACAUCUUGGAGUUUCCCUCUGACAAUUGUGCAUUGACGUCAAAACCAGACUCAAUCAGGAGCUCCAUGAUGUCGUCCCUGUUCUUAUCUGCUGCAAUGUGCAGAGGGCUGAUACCGCAGUUCCGGAUCCUCACCCUGCUUGUCACUGGAAUUAGCAUUGUCACCACUCUGGGGAUUUAAAUGGGAGUAGAAACAGAUUACUGACCAUUGAACAGCUGCUGAAAAGGUAUACCCUGGAGAUGCUUGAGUCAUGACUUCAGUGUUUACUUUCUGUACAAACAACUAAGGGUUAUAAAACAGGUGUAUCAGACCGUAUGUGAUUGUUCUGAACAGCCACAUGGAGAGGCAGCAGGCCAGACAUCAAGGAUCGGUUUGCAUCAGCUUUCAGGGCGAGCAGCAGUUCCACUGCUGCAAUAUGACCAUUCUUGCAGGCUUCAAACAGUGGUGAGGCUCCAUCCAAAGCCUGUUUAUUGAUAUCCGCUCCUGAAACACAAAGAUUUAACUUAACAACACCCGAACAUCAACAACUUGGCUUUAGCAAGAACAAUCACUGGAUACUUAACCCUUCUUGGCAAGCAGGCGCAGGGUGUCGACGUGGCCGUGCUGGGCGGCUGUAAAGAAUGGAGUGAUGCCAUAGAUGUUUUUGGUCUCUAGGUGUGCUCCUGCUUCCAGUAACAUCUUGCAGAGCUCCACAUUUCCAUGUCUACAGCCCUCAUGCAGAGGACUAAACCCCCGAACGGAGCAACGGUUUACUUGGGCACCAGAUCUCAGCAAUAGAUCCACAACAGCGCAGUUUAGAUUGUCACAGGCUGGAAACAUCAAAAACAGUACUUUGACAUUAACUGAAGAAACUUGUGCCCUUAUGAGAGCAACCCUCCUCUCAUUGAUACUUUUUGUUUGUUUUUUCUUGAUUUAAACAGAAGUAAAAAAGAGCCUGCUUGGAGGAAGUCAGUAAGACGGUCAGAGAAUUGGGUAAGUCAUUAUACCACAACAAAUACUUGCAAUCAAGCCAACUUUAACUGCAUUUGAUGAAAGUACACUGAAAUGGCAUAAAGGAGGCCCGUUCUUUCUUGCAUGAAUGUGCACAUUGGGCAUUCAAGAAGACAUGAUAUGUCACAUAAAUGGAUGAAACCCAACCAAAAUGUUCAGGGAUUCAAAUAUAUGUGAAUUGAGUGUGUAAAUCAGUUCAUUUCAGUCCGCUGUAAACACAACACUGCACACACUAAAAGAAUACCUGACAGCCCCACACUUCCCAAGUGUAUAGAUGAUGUAACUGUUGUUAUAUCUGACCAUAGACUGUAUAUACUAUGGACAACCUGGUUCCGCCUUCCGCCUGUAUACGGAUUUGAAGCCAAAUAGCUCUCGGUAAUUCCGGGUUUUUCUCCACUUCCUCAAAACCAGAGCUGCGCAGUAGCGAUGCGCGCAUUCGGCCGUGCAGUCGCCGAGAGUCCCUGUGAUGACGCUCGGCUCAAACAGCGUAUCCCCCCGGUGAGCUACGCAAUCCCUGAACGCCCAUAGGCUGUACCAGGUGUCAAUCAUAGAAAACAUGAACCCCCUAAUAACUUUUAAAAACGGAGCUGUACAGAAAAAAAAGGAAAAAAAAGACAAACCAGUCUUACUGUAACUAUAUGUCAACAUCACAAGCAGGGGGGAGAAAAAUGUAUGUUCUGUGUAAUAAAUUUCUAAAGUUUGUCCACAGUCCCAUAAGCUUUGCUGGCGGAGGCAGGAUUUAUGACCUGUACUGCAGCCCACCAUCAGAGGUGUUCUCGGAGUGACUUCACCCAGCGAGGAGGCAGACUCUGUCCAUCUUAUAUACAGUCUAUGUAUCUGGCUGUAACAGCUUUUACUUUAGCUCACCUGUAAACAGAGGUGUCUCUCCGUCUUUUUCAGGGAUGUUUGGGUCUGCUCCGCGCUUCAGGAAGAAGUCAACACAGGCAACUUGUCCCUGACUUGCUGCCAGCAGCAGAGGAGUCUGAUUCCUCAAGCUGCGUUUAUUUAGUGAGUCAGGGUAAGCUGAGGAGAGACAGAGGUCAAAGGUCAUUAAGUUUAGCUCAUGUAGUGUGACUGAUUGUCUGGAUUGUUUACUUGGUUUAGUUGGCCCCGGUUGGUUGAAAUGGUUGGUUUUGUGGUUUUAUUGAUUGGUUGGGUUUUGGUUUUGUUUGUUAUCUUGAUUUGUCUGGUUGACCUAUUGGAUGGGUCAAUUUAGUUGGUUUAGUUUACCUGGCUUGGUCAUAUGUUUGGUUGUUUUGGUUGGUUUAAUGGCUCUGUUAAGUUGGUUGAUUUUGUUACUUGAAUUGAUUUAUCUGGUUGAUUGGUUCAGUCGGUGUGGUUGGUCUGUUUAAUUGAUUUGUAACCGAACUCCAUAAAACAAAAACAAAAAUAUCUGCACUGACAGCAGAAAUACUCAAUCAGAGAGUGGAGAUAAACUCACAAUGUUCAUAACUAUAAUACUUAAGAAUAGUGUCAUCGGUAUAAGAAUAAUCGUUUCCAAAACCAUCAAAGCUGCAAACAUACUGUUGUGGGGAAAAGGAGCCAGGAUGAAACCCAGUGGAUUAAAACAUCUUGCUAAACCUGCUGAACUCAAUAACUUUAAAGGUCCAAUUGCAAGCCCUAAAUCAUCCGUCCUUACCAUCGAUCAGAAUUCUGACUGACGGCAGAUGUCCAUAAUAAGCAGCUUCAUGAAGAGCAACCCAGCCCCCAUCAUCUGGUUCCAUCAAAAUGCUUGACUCCUGUCUGACCAAAUUCUUCAGGGAGUCAGUGUCCCCAUUUACGAUAAGUGACUCAACAGGGCUGAGCUUCCUAAGACAAAAUACAGAGACAGAAAACCACUGAACAACUGAAAAAGUCUUGAGAAUCUAUAGACUGUCUCAAUGUCAGACAGUCUGGCUAUCUAUGUCUUUGUCUAUCUGUGAGUCAGUGGUCCAAGAUUCUGAAUCACAAACUACUUAUGACUUGAUGUUUUUCUUAAUGGCAGUUGGACUGGCUGAACUAUGAAUGACUUGAAAGGGUGGAUUAACACUUCCCUCACCUGAUGUAAACUUGUAAAGGUGGAUAGGUGUGUCUUCUCACUUGAUGAGGCUAUAGCCAGACAGAUAAGGAUUCACUCACCAAUUUAAGACUUUGAUGGCUGGAUCUGGAUUAAACCAACCUAUAAAUUCUUGAACAGCUGGCUCAGUACUCAUGCUUUUUGUGAAGACUUUGACAAGUGGGUUUGGGCUAACUCAGCUCACAAAGACUUGUAAGGUGUAUAUGGCUGACUCCCCUGAAUAAAACUUUGGGGUUAGAUUUGGACUCCAUCAUUUUAAAAAAGACUUGAACUGGUGGGAUUUCAUCUUUCUCAGCUAAUGAAUACUUAAACUAGUUGCUAGAAACUGACUCUUCUUAUGACAACUUGGACAGGUGGGUCUAGACUACCUUAGCCUAUAAAUACUUUGAUAGCUGGCUAAGGACUGACUUGGACUGGUGGGUCUGGUCCAACUCAGUUCAUGUAGAAAUGCACAGAUAUAUAUAAAAGGAAUUUUCUGAUCAAGAUUUGAGACAUGGCUUUGGUCCCUGUCACUAUCUGAGGACCUGGAUAGGUGGGACUUUGUUGAACCCAACUCAAAGUACUUAGACAGUUGGCUAAGAACAGACCCAUUUGAUGAAGACAUUGUUAGAGGGACGAGGACUGGCCUACCUUUCAAAGCCUCUGUACAGGAACUGGGACAGGGCAGUUGGUGGGUUGGCGUUGUUGGGGACCUGUGGGGGUGGAUGGAUUGAAAGCUGGGCCGGGGAUGGUGUGGCACAGGUGUGUGGGGGGUCAGAGAUGUUUCUGGAAGGGAUGGAGGUCUGUCUUCCUGGUUGCAGCAGGGAGGAAGGUGCUGAUAAUGCUGAUGAUGGUCCUGAUGGUAAAACUGAUAAGGUGUGUUGACAGUUGUUGGGCAGGCGUGCAUCAUCAAAGCUUCGCUCUACUGCAACGUGUACCAGCUCUUCGUCAGUCAUGUGACCAGAAAUACAGAAAUGAUCAUGAUUCCCCAGAGCAGCCUCCAUAUUGCCCGUAGUAACCUGCAGAGAAACAAAGUGUCACUGAGAAAAAGUUGGUGAUGUAAAGAUGUUAGAAGAUUAAGUUGUGUUGGGUUGACAUCAACUGUGGUAAGUUGUUGUGUUGUAUGGUAACUGUGUUGUUAAGGUGUUGUGAUGUAAAGUUGCAGUGAUAUAUAGUUUUGAAUGUGUAAAAUUGCUGUGUUGUGAAGUUAUAAUGAUGUUUAGUUUUUUGAUGUAAAGUUGUAAUGUUGUGAAAGUAUGACAACAUUAAGGUUAUGUGUGUAAAAGCUGUCCUGUUGUAAAGCUGCAUGAUGCAAAGUUAUUUACUUGUAUUUUUGCUUUUAAGCUGAUUAGUUAGAAAUUUGUUCUGUUUUGAAAGUUUUUGUCUUGUUAAGUUUAUGUGAUGUUAAGUUGCGAGAUGUUAAGUUGAAAAAAUGUAAAAAUUGUUGUAAUGUAAUGUGAUUGCGUUGUGAUAUUAAGUUGUGGUGAUGUAAAGUUUUUGUAUUUUGUUUUUAAGAUGUGAUGAUUUCAAGUUGUGUCAUUGAGUUUUGAUUAGUUCUGGUUGUGUAUUGUAGUGUUGUACAGCAGUUGUAAUGAGGUGAAGUUGUUGUGUUGUAACGUUAUUGUCUGGUAAAGGUGUUUUGAUGUAAAAUUGUGUUUAUACAGAGUUAAGUUGACGUAAAGUUGUUCUGUUAAAUUGUAGAAAUAGAAACAUCAGUGAUGUUUUGCUGCUCUGUUGUAAAAUUGUUUCGUAGUAAACUUUUUGUGCUGUAAAGUUGAUAUGAUGUUCAAUUUUGGUAAUGCAUUAAUUAUAAUGUUGUAAAGUUGUUUUCUGUCAGUUACAGAUUUCACCUGAGUCUCUGCAGGUCUUGGCGUCCUUGAUGUUCUUGCGGUGAAUCGGGUUUAAAUCUCUUAUAAGGUCGGUCUGAGCCUGGUUUUCAGCACAGACGGGCUUCUUCUCUUCUCCUUCAGCAGUCUAGUUUUGCUCUGAGGUCUGAGCUCUCCAUCCCUGUCUUACAAACCUGAUGUUUAUCUAAUGGACCUCCUCGCUGAAAAUCUGCCUUAGUGUCUGACCCACAUGUGUCACAUUAAUCAGAAAAACACAGAUAUAAAUAGACACAUUUCGAUGCCAGUGAAACUCAAUCCGUGCUGAGUCUUGGUCACAUGGACAGCAAUCAUAAGAAGAGUCUCAUGGAAGUCCAGACGGGACAUGUAAUAAGAUGCACAUAAACAACACAACAAGGAAACAGCAGACAGACAGACAGACAGACAGACAAAACACACAGGGCAGCAGAGAGUCAAGGGUAACUGCUAAAUGAAACUGUUGAAGAGCUCAGGUUUUAAAAUCACAAAGACUACCCUGACAUUUACAGGCUCAUGAUCCGUAACCUUGCCCCAAUUCAUGUUUGCUAUAUGGUCUGUUACUUUGGCUUCUAACUUUGGCUUCCAGUCAGACAUACAGUAUAUGAUUACCUGAAGCUCAUCCAAGUGUAGCACCUGUGCUUCAUUCGUGUUGGAAAUGCAUCCAGAUCUUUGACUGUUGUCGGAUCAUGCAUCAAGAAACUAAACUCCAAUAGAGAAUAUGGACAUGCAUUAAGAGUAUUAAAAAUACAGUAUCUGAAAGGUUGGAUGUGGAGUAGCCAAAAUUCAUACUGUCAUGUUUCUGUCAUAAUUUAAUCUUAAUCCACAGCUGUUACUGUGUGCUGAGAGCAGUUUUCUGAUGGCAAAGUGGUGAAAAAUUGUGUUUUCACUUGGACCAAAAAGGGUUCUUUGUUUGGAGUUUGUUAAAAUCAUAAAUCACAUUGUAGAGCUGGCCCAGUCUGCAGAAACUGAAAGCGUAGCCUCCUUUAACAAAGAGGCCAAGCUUUCAGUUUCUUCUGUGGGUAAUGCUUUUACUAUGAACAAGUGCCCUAUAACCCUUCUUCAAAAAACAAACAAACAAGAACUGGUACUGGACAAGUUUGAAGAUUGGAUUAGUUCUUUGCAUAGUCAGAGUGACACCUUGGCCUAUAUGUGGAGCUCUACAACUAAAGUCUGGACUUGCCUACUGACCUACCUGUGACAAGGAACCUAAGGGGGUGUGUAAAUUGAUCAGAUUUGAUUAUAAUUGUUGUUGUUAUUAUAAUUAUUGUUUUUGUUGUUGUGAUUAUUAUCAUUAUUAAGUAAAAAUAAUAAGGCAUCAGAUUUCAUAUAGCGCUUUAUCAGAGACCCUCAAAGCGCUUUACAUUGGAUACAUCAUUCAUUCGCUCACACAGUCACACCUUGGUGGUGGUAAACUACCAUAGUAGUCACAGCUGCCCUAGGGCAGACUGACAGAAAUGUGGCUGCCAGUUUGUGCCUAUAGUCCCUCUGACCACCACCACACAACACUCACAAUCAUACACCAGUGGGGGACACACACUGGGAGCAAGGUGGGUUAAGUGUCUUGCCCAAGGACACAACAGAGAGACUCAGGGUAGGGGGGAAUUGUACCGCCAACCUUCUGGUUAUUGGGCGACUACUUUACCUCCUGAGCUACUGCCACCCCAAGUAGUUAUUAAUGCAGUAGUAGUAAUACGAAUUUAUUAUAACUAUUCUUAUAAAUUUUCUAUUAACAUUGUUGGAAAUACAUGUCGGCUAUUAAUAAACACAAUUUUUUUUUUCUCAUAUUUUACUUAAAUAUUUUUUUCCAAACCUAAUAAUAUUGUCAGGUGAUUGAAGUGAUUGAAGUUCUUUUCGGUUUUCAUGUUUUGUUUUAUCAGAGGAAGUGGACCGUUUGGCCGUCUGUCCCCUCUCUCCUUGAAUGUGUUUCAUAAUUCUGGACUUUUGUGAAUGAGUCUGUCGGCGGACAGACUGAUGGACGUUACCAUGGGAACACAUCAGCUGCAGCACUGCAGGGCGUUAGCCUAGAGCUAGCUGAUAGCCUGUUCCGGAUCCAGCCUCUUCUCUCGGUUCUGGUUCGGGCUCUGGUCCGGAGUUAUCCCCCGGUCAGCAGUCUGGUCCGCCCCCGCAGCAGGUCUGUCAUCAAGAGAAGCAGCGGCCUCAGGCUGGUUCAGGAUCCCAUUCAGUUUGUAGACGAACGACUGAACGGACCCACUAAGUGGACCCACUGCAGGAGGCCAGAAACUGGGUCUGGAUCUCUGCAGGAGCUUUGGGUCACAUCUGGCCUGGGAACACACACACACACACACACACACACACACACACACACACACACACACACACACACACACACACACACAGGUGAACUCUGAAGUUUGUGUGCUGUUUGGCACGGUUCGGUUCCGCCCUCCGUGUGGGAGCGAGCAGACAGACCGAACAUCGACAUCUUCUGGAAAUGAUUGCUUUCUGUUGGACUCCUUUAAGCUGAGAGACCGUCGGUGGGGAUUAUGAAAUAGGCGAUCUUUUUUUGGGGGCUCAGGCUGGUUGUGAGUCUCACUGAAGGACGCAGACUCAUCUUAGAGAUCCACUUUAACGCAGAUCGGCGUGACUUGCCGCACCGCACUGGACCAAAGAGUUGGAGGAUGUAAGGAGGUGAUUUGAUCCAAAUGAAAGUCUUUAGGAGUUUUCAGUGUUCGCCGAACAACAGAGGAGAUCAUGUGGGUUAUACAGUGACUAAUGUUUGAGGGUUUUUUUAUUUUUGCUUUAUUCAUUAUUAAAUUUGUUCUACGGUCGCAGAUUUAAACGGAUUCUGGCGCGACAUCCCUACGCACAGACCAUCAGAAAAUGAGCUGAUAUGAAAAGUGUUUCAUCAAAUGUCGGCUCACUUCCUGAUUAAACCAACGUGAUAUUAAGGAGCUUUUUAUUCAAAAGAAAUCUGGCUCAGGGUUUCAUCCGCAUCAGACCGGAUUCAGCUUGGAAAAGAUCCAGCUCAUGGUCAGUGACAGCGGCUGGAGGUGGGAUCUGUUCCCCGCUUUCUUACUGACACUCUUCGACAACCAUCCGUCAUUCAAGUGGAGAUUUGAGUGAAAUAAUCACAGCUGAGACGGUUUAAAGUGGGCCGAAGAGAAAAGAAGAAGUUGUAGAUUUGUCAAGUGUUUCAUUUUGAAACUUUACUUUCUCUUUAAAUUAAAGAUUUACGAGAGCUUCUUAUUUUAAUACAUUUCUAAAACGGAGUCUGGUGUGACGUCCCUCCGCCCGCAAGGACUGAGCCGGGAUCUCCUUGGAAACGGUUAGUUACCACCCCCUCCCCCUCCCCCUCCCCCCUCCUCCCCCGCCUCCCUCAGGGAUGGUUGGUGCUGAGACCCUCCGCCUGCUCUCCCACUGACUCCACCUGAGCUCCGGGACGGUUCCAGAUGUUCUCCGGCAGGAUGACAGGAAGUCAGUCCAGCCUGCUACUCGCGCAGCUGGAGGAGUUGCACGAGCUCGCCUUCAUCGAGAGACCGAUCCGCAGGAGCCUCAAGGUACGUCAUCAUUUCAUAAUGUGUGUGUGCGUGUGUGUGUGAGGAAGAGGAGGGAGGGAUGAAGAGGAGAGGCUUCACUGCAGGAGGGGAGACCCGCAACGUGACGCACUUUCUGUCUCUCCCCCUCUCUCUCCCUCCCUCUCACACACAGGUUGUUGCUGCGUGUGUGCGCGCGCGUAUGUAAGCGUGUGCGGUCUCUGCAGUGAAUAAAACAUGACCCAGACUUUAUUCGAUGUGUUCUGUAAACUGAAUGAUGAUCGAUUACUAAAUAGUUCUAAUAAUCAGGGUGGAGUUUCAAUCUAAGUUUAUGAUCGAUCCCCAAUUGAAGCUGUCAGACUAUCGAUUAUUUGGCCUCUCAGACAUUAUGUAGCUAUCAGUCUUUGAUCAUUUCAUGAUAGCCUAUUACAAAAAUUCAAUCAAUAUAUUAGCACCAGUUUCACUAUUCAGUAUUGAUGAUCAAUAUAUUUUAGUCCUCAAAAUGUUUACCUUUAGGACUGAAUAAUAAAUCAUAUAAAACGAGAGAUAUUCAAUAAUCAAUGUGAAUCAAUUCAUGGUUUAAAAGAUAAUUGAUUAAAAUUGUAAAUCAAUAAUUGUUUUCAUCAUCCAGCCUAUUUAAAUGGUCAGUGUUUCAUAAUUGAUGUUAAAAUCUUAAUGCCUAAUGUUAUAUACCACAGAUAAGUUUCAAUAUGUUAAUGUAAUCAAUAUUUAAUAAUUGAUCAUAAAUUAUUAACGUUAAUAUUUAAUUGAUAUGUCAAAUAAUGAAUAUUUUAAAUAUAUCACUGUUAAUAUUUCAUUCAGCAUAAGUAAUAGGCUAUCUAAGACCAGAACAAGAAGGCAAUACUUUAUCAGUAAUAUUUUACUUUCUUUAGUCUACUUCAUAUCAUCAUUUAAUAAUCAAUAUUUGAUAUUUGGUAAUGAAUGGUUUACAACAGAUUUUCCAUAAUCAAUAUUUAAACUUUUCUUUAUAAUUCAUAAUCAACAUGUUUUCAUCCUUUAUUUUAAGUAUUUUCCUUUGAACUUUUUGAUGAAUUGUAGUCUUAGUCAUAGAAAUGUUUAUCAUUAUAAUAAUGUGGACCUUGAUCAGAGUAGAUUAUCUAUCAGCUAACCAGAGAAAGCAGACAUCUCUCUCCCUCCUCCUCCUCCUCCUCCUCCUUCAUCUUUCUCUCUGUCAUCUCCCUGCCUCCCUAAACUCUGUGGGUGGAGGGGGCGGAGCUUACUGAAAGAGUUAAUGUGAAGUGGAGGAGUCUGGAAAUUCCUGCUGGUGGUAGAAACCUCAUUUUGUGAUGUGCAAGCACACAUGAACAACGCCCCCCCCACACACACACACAAACACACACAAACACACAGAUACUGCUGACUUGCUCUGUGUCUGGAACAGCUGAAAGUAAGUUUGGUCAAAUACAUGAUGAUGCAGUCAGCAAAACACAACAAUAGAUAAUAAUAACAACAACAACAACAAUAAUAAUAAUAAUAAUAAUAACAGACAGUAUGAUUCUCAUCAGUUAAUGUUUAAAUCUUUGAACAUCUUUAUGAAUGAAUACAGGCUCCAUUGUGAUCGCCUGUUUUUGGUUAUCAGACAGCAGAGGAGAUUGAUCAGCUGACAGUGGAUGAAGACCUGAAUGACAUCGAGAGAGCUGUGUACCUGCUUAGGUAAGGCUCCCCUGCAGCAGGACAACACUUUCAUGCAUUGACAAGCAGCAUAGGGUAGACUGGACUGUAGUCUAUGUACAGGGGGAGAAUUCAAACCACCACGUCAAACCAAACCUCUAGAGAGGAACAAAGUUUGUGUGUUUUCUGUUUGUUAAUUCCAGUUUGUCAUAGUCAGCUCAGCUGAAACAGUUGAAUAUGUGUUGAACUGUCCUCCUUCCUUUGACCCGAAUAUCUGAGCUAAAUCAAGAAAUCCUCCAGAGUCUGAUAAACCAGAUCACCAAACCCAUCAGUAUCUGGUCUGAAACUCAGGCUUUGGCAUUCCACAUACUUAACACAUAUGGAGGGGCAGGAAGCCCUGUGAACAGAGCCGUACCACUAAAUAUAACUUGUCGGAUGAAAGUAAUUGAGUCUCUUUAGAAAAGAAAGGGUGUUCAGCAGCAGAAUCAGUAUCAGAUUUUGGAGUCCAGUGGGUUUAGUUUUGGGUCUCAUGGACUCAUUUUGUGUUCCUCCUGUGGUCUUCAGCGUGGGUCAGGAGGUCCAGAGAGCAAGUGUCAUCAGUAAUCUGCCGAUCCUUGUCCGCCAGAAUCCUGCUGAGACUUUCCGUCGGGUUGUACCAAAGGUCCGGGUACGUACUGAGUCGUCAGUCAGCAUGUAGUGACUGAUGUUGCUGCACUGUGUGGAGGCUGUCUAAGGUGUGCAGUUGCUGCUGCUGUGUUGGCGGAUGAACCCCUCACUGUGCAUGUCCUUCGUGUACCAGGAGGUCCUGAAUGGAGCAGGAGCAGAAAUCCAGCUUGCAGCAGCAGCUUCCUUUUUAACCAUCCUUCAGGACGACAUCAUCCUGAUCCACACCCACACCUACUCCAUCUUAAAAACAGUCCUGCUGCAUCUGAACCACCGUGACACAGGUAAUAAUCCAUGAUACACACAAAAUGCACCUGUACCACUGGAUCACAUGUAACAACAGAUAAUAUAAAGGUCAAAGGUCACAAUCCCUGACACUGAACAUAACCUAAACCACCAAGACAUAGGUAACUACCUAAAGACCCAGGUAGAAACCCCAAGAACCACUGAGACACAGGUAUUACCUGUGGUGCUGUCACAAAGAUGCCAACACCUUAAGAAUAAUGUCAAUGUUGACUGAAAUUGUUGACGUUGAAGUUGAUUUGUUUGUUGACAGUGGUGAGCAACGCCUGGUUGGAAACAUUGCUAUCAGCUAUCAACUCUCUGCCGAAGGAGACCAUCAAACAGGAGGUACAGUUCUCUUCUCUACCUGUCUCUGACUCUACCUGUCUUGAGACCUUUGUCUUUCUCUACCAGUUGGUGUACCUGUCUCUUUCUUUACCUGUAUGUUAACCUGUCUCUAUCUCGACCUAAAUGCCUUCUUGUCUCUGUCUCUAACCUCCAUGUUUUUUCUGUUUCUACACAAAUGUCUACCUUUCUCCAUUUCUAGCAAAAAGUCCAUCCAUAUCUACCCCAGUUCCUACUUGUCUCUUACCCUAUCUACUCUGUUUCUCUACUUGGAAUUGUACCCUUCCUAAUCCCCACAUAACUGUCUACAUGUCUUUUUGUUUCCUGAAUGUCUACCUGCCUCAUUAUCUAACUGAAUGUCUACCUGUCUAUCUACCUUCCUGUCUUCAUUUCCAUCUGUCCGUCUUCCUAUUUAUCCCUACCUGUCUGUCUUCUUGUUUUCUGCCUCUCUUUAUCUCUGGCUGUCUACUUGCCCUUCUUAUUGUCUGUUACCUGUCUCUACUUUCCUUGAAUUCAUUUCUUCCUGUCUCUCUUCCUGCUUACCAGUCUAGCACUAAGUUUGUCUAUGUCUUUUAAUCUAUUUAUAUUCCUCCCUGUUUCUCUAGUUAUCAGCCUACCUGUCUCUUUUGUCUCCUCCCACCUGUCCUCCCCAGAGCAUGUUUCCCUUUGUGUGUCCUCUUACUGUUUCUGUUGGCUUUCUUGCUCUGCCUGUCUUUAUUCUGGUUUCAUCUUUAACUAUCAACCUUCCUUCUUCUGAGCCCUCUCAUGGUUUUUGUCUUCACAUGCCUGUCUUUCUCCUUCUUCUUACCUGUCUAUCUGUCCUUUGAGGUGUCUUUAAAACGUAACCUGCUUCUUUUAGAUUUUUUAUGUGUCUGUCGGUCUCUGCUCAUGGUUUCGGGUGUUUGACUCAGUUUACCUACCUACCUACCUACCUUCUGUGUCGCUCUGCCUGCACCUGUCUGUGUUUGUGCAGGUCCUGAACCCUCUCCUCUAUCAGUCCCAGCUGUCUCACUCUCUUCAGGCACGGCUCUCCAGCUGCCGUAUAUUAGGGAAAGUGGCCAGCAAGUUUGACUCCCAACUGUGAGCGUACAAAUACACACUCUGCAGUACUAAUACACAUUCAGUGAUACAAAUACACACGCUGCAGUGGAAGCAUUUAUUGUGUUGUACUAAUACUUUCUGUUAGCAGUAUUUUUGUGGUUUGAUAAUGUUAAACUAUAACUUCAGAUGUAUCAGGACAGUUAAUAGUACAGUCCGAGCCCAGGUGUGAUGACACACCUGCUCAGGUUUUGACUGUUCUCUGUGAAUCAGAGUGAAGAAGGAGCUGCUGCCAUUAGCUCGUUCUCUGUGUCAGGACGUGGAAUUCGAGGUGCGAGCCUGUAUGUGCCAUCAACUAGAGAACAUCGCCAGGGCAACGGGGUAAACACCAUCAGAUUGUGAAUUGACACAAAUUCAACAUUUGACUGCUGUCAGACGUUCUGUCUGUUUUUCCUGCAGGGUGGAUGACACCAGGACAGAGCUGCUGCCUGAACUGGUGGAGCUCGCUGAAGACGAGGAGAGCAAUGUCCGCCUUGCUGCCUUCGACACUAUCAUCAACCUGAUGGAGAUGUUGGACAGCGGUGAGUCUUCAGAAGGCGGUUAUUGAUUAAAGCUGACAUGUUUUCCUUCAACAGAGCAGUUAAAUUAAUACCAUGAACUGAAAGCUUGGCACUCAGAGCAUAUUUCUCCUUUUGGUGCCAGUCGACUUGACUCAGUUUGGUCCAUAUCCAUAGCAUAAUAUAAAGCAUGAAUAAGUGAAUGGACCAGUAAAUGAACUCUUUCUAUGAUCUCCCCCCAAUCAGGGGGCAGUCACCCAUUCACAAAGCACCAUUCAGUUUUGGGCACAGCCAACGGGGGUGGUUUUGGGGUCAAUUGUCUUAUCCAAAGACACUUUGCCAUAUGAAUAACAAGACCUGGGAUCAAACCCCCAACCCUCUGAUUGAGAGACGCUUUUUUGCUUUGGCCCAGUGAUGAAGCUGGUGGUCUUAAGAUACCCAGGUGAUGAGGUUGAGAAUUGAUUUCAUGCCACAGGGUCAUUCAAGGGGACAACAAUAGUUUGGGGAGACCGACGCUAUCAUGGACAGCUUGUCAAAACCACCAAUGUAUCUCUUAAUGUGACCGUCAACAACAUCAAGCUGCUGCAUACUGUACAGGAUUAGAUAGGAGAGGAAAGCCCCAGCUCAGAUACGGUCUGUCUGCACUUUAUAUAAAUCUGUGUUUCAACCCGAACAUCGCUCUAAAGUGAUGGUAAGACUUGGGGACUUCGUCUAGGCUUGGGGGCUUAACCAUCAACAGCUCACCCAUCUAUCAGAGGAAAGCAAUGCAGAACAUGGAGACAUGAUGUACCUCUCAAAUAUUCACUGGCUGAGCCUGAGGAAGGUGUUCUGCUGUGUGUAGGAGUUGAGAGGAGAGAAAGGGACGCUUCUGGUGACUGGCGGUAAAGCUGACGAGUUUGCUGAGUUAUAAGACUCAGUGUGGGUGUGCGACUUGGCAGACGGUGUGGAUGUAAAGGACCAUCUGGAUGACCUCAAUCUGAAGUUGAAGAGGGAGAAUGUGUUCGCACAUGAGCUGUUUUCAUACAUGUGAGCGUUCAAAGCCAAUCUGGCUCUGUUUUCCCAGACGAAUGACCAACAUGUACUCCAGACAUUUCCUGGAUGUGAAAUACACAACUCCCUUCACAGACAUUCACACUGAGUUGAACCAGCUCCUCUCCAACUUUGAUAAGACUGAAGGAGAACUGGAGCCGGUGUCCUCAGAAAGUUCCCUCAACCUUGUGUCAUGAGUUGCUUUGAUCAAUUUUGUAUUGUCUGUUAUCAUCAUCACUUUGCCAGAUCCUGUUUAGUUUAUAGUUUUCUGUUUUCUACGAGUUCUUCUAAAAAAUUCAGGGAAAGAGGGUCAUAACUUCUUAUAUGUAUUUUUUUUAUUGAAAUCUAUGAAAGAAAAAGUCACUGGAUGUAGUUUAGCGAGUAGUCAGCUGUUUGGCCAACAGAUGGUUCUUGUAGAAGGAUCAAUUCAGGAUUGUUAACAUGGCACAUGUGGCAACUUCAAAAAGUUGCCCAGCCAACGUUUAGAGUCUCCCUCUCUCUCUCAGAUGACAGAGUCCAUAUCGUGGUUCCCAUGGUGAUGUCAGUGUGUGACACAGUUACGCCAGCAGAUGACGUCGUCCUGGUGUCACUGUCGUUCCAGUUUGGGAAGCUCUGCAGUGGACUGGAAGGUGAGAUUCAGCUCCGAAACCCUCGAGUAUAAACAGUCAAAUUCUCCAGAAACAUAGUAAGGAACAGUCAACAUGUUUUUAGACCAUGAGGUGAUGCCCCAGAGCUAUUUCAGGCAGGAAACUCAAGCUGCACUGAAAUUUGAUGACUUGUGCCACCAAGUCUUUCAAGCACAGCUGUUUUGAUCUAAAGUUGAAACAGACGAAGACUGGAGUCUUUAGCCUUUGUUUAAUGUCUUUUCUCAGCAGGGCGUCAAACAUAUUCUCAGAUGUCAUUCCUUUUGCACAUGCUCAGUGUUCGUAACCUCUGACCAGCCAAUGUUAUGUUUCAGGUUCUCUCUCAGAUGAGCAGAAGGGCCGGUUGCUGCAGAAGUUCAAGGAGUUGAGUGUUGCUGGUCUGCAGACUGAGGGUAACCAGACUGAGGGCAACAACGAGUCCACCCUGAUUCGCUGUAACUGCUGCUACAACCUGCCUGUAAACACAGAGACAGACACUCAGACACCGAGAGCUUGGUUCAUGCUUUAAUCCUUCACACACGAUUUAAAUUCCUCUUUUCUCUCUCUCACUCUCCAGGCUAUGGUGGUGUUUGCAGAUCCAGCUCAUUUCCGGUCAGAGCUCUACCCACCUUUCUCAAGUCUGUGUUGUGACCCUGAGGUCAGCGUCCGGCGCAGUGCUGCAGCCAGUUUCCACCAGGUCAGAUAACAUCAUAAGUCCAUGAGAUUCAGGAGUAGGAACAAGAUCCUUGUGAACAAGCUGUUGAGCUUAAUUUGCAGUCCGUCAGACUAAAAUAUCAGUAUAAUCCAGUUAAAGCAACUGAAAAAAUCUCCUGAUCUCACACCAUGCCUCGCCCCUUCCUGUCAGGUGGUGAAGCUGCUUGGUUCGGACGCCCAGCUGGUCCACAAGGAGCUCCUGGCUCUCCUGCAGGACGAUGCUCUGGAGGUGAGAGGCCACAUCUUUUCCACCAAUCAGGGAUUGAAUUCUGGUUCUGUUUGCUCUGAAAGUUUUCAUUGAUACCCACUUUAAUCAGAUUUAUUCUGCUGUCAGAGAUGAACACCACUCAGACUCCAGAAAGGGUCCAGGGCAUUUGGACAAGGUUUUAAAGCUUUUAGCUUCAUGUGAUAGGUCUCCAAGUGUCUGUGCUGAAGCUCUGGUUGUUUUGGUUCUUAGGUGUUGGACGCUCUAAUGAAUCACCUUGAGGACACUUUGGAGGCGGUCCUUUCCAGAGGAGAAAACCUGACGCUGGACAACAAGGUAGAGCCCCAAGGCUGCAGCACUAAACCUGGAUUUGUGAUCAUCUCCUCUGUCUUUUAUUAUAUCUCUGUGACAUUUACUCCUUUCUUUGAUUCGACCUAAUCAUCUCUGUCUUUGCCUCCACUGGUUUCCAAUCAGCUCCCAGAGCUGCUGGCAGCUUUGUUGUUAGCAGAGCAGAAGGUUGGAUGUUCCCUGCGCUGGCGGCUGCACGAGAAGCUGCUGCAGCGUUACAGCUACCUGGCCAGACUUCUACCUGGAGAAGUGCUGCACAAGAGCUUCUCCCCUCGCAUCUUCAUCAUCCUCACCACCAAUGUUAGCACAGCAGCACACCAUACUGCAGACAAUGCCACAGUACAACAGGUGAAUCAUUCAGACACGUAACCCCCCCCUGCUCAUUGUUGUUGCAGAAAGUGUUGCCUGUUCAGAGGGAGGCUGCUCGGACGUUCUGCACGUUCCUGCGCUAUAACCGCAAACAGGAGCAGCGACAGGAAAUGAUGGAGCGACUGAUCCAAGGUCAGAAUACUGCAUUUCUUUAACCCAAGUGACUUGAACGGUGUGUCAGGGGAGUCCCUCUGGAUGUAAGGAAAAAUACUCCUAAUAGUGAUAAAAGGGAAUGACAUGUGGUUCAAGUGACAAAAAAUGAUCAAACAAGGAUGUAACUGAAAUACUGUUCUGUCCUUUAAAAUAGUAGGUGAGGAGGUAAUACUGUGUUUAAAAUAGGGAAAACCUCUUGAUUUGUCAGGGGUGGAAGAAGUUCUGCCUGGUCAUCACUUGGUAUCCACCUCCUCGCCAUCCUGUCAACCCCUCUAACCCAACUCCUGCAGAACAUAGUUAGCUUUAGAAAGUGUUAAACCAAGCCUACCUGCACCUGCAUCCUGUGUAGCCUUAUUUGUGACUGCCCCAGUGAAAUCUACAGACAGACUUUACCUGCAUGUUCUCACUCCAGCAGACAUUCCCAGGGCAUCCUCUAAACAUGCAGUCCUGAGUCUCCUGUCCGACCCACUCCCCUGUUUCAGUCUUUUUCCUAGAGCUUUCUUUUUCCUAUCCUGCACAGAGGGGUUCGUCAGUCUUUGUUGUGACCCAGAAGUCAGCAUCUGACACAGAUGAUGUAUUGACCAUUAAAAACUUAAGGACUCAUGUUUCGUCUUUGUUUACAGGUUGCAUUGAGGUGCCUUUUGGGGUUAGAGUCUGGUUGGCUUGGGAAAGUAGAUCAGUCUGUCAAUCAGAAUGCUGAUUUUUAUCAUCUGAUCAUGAUCCUCAGAUCUGGCUCAGGGACGGAGCUACUGGAACCGUCUGAGGUUUCUGGAUGUAUGUGAAACAGCAACAGAGAUCUUUUCCAGGAAGUACUUCAACAAACACUUUCUGAUCCCAGCACUUGAGCUGGUCCAUGACCCUGUUGCCAACGUCAGGUAGAACCCUCACUCAGCUCCUUACCUUGUGAGAAUGGUAAAGCAUGUUACCCAUCUGUCUGUCUGUCUGUGGUUCUGUCUCUCUUUCACCUGUCUGUCAGGUACAAGCUCUGCCAGUUGUUACCCAGACUGCGAUCAUCUCUUCAUCUGCCAGCUGACAAACAGCUGCUGCAGCAGCUCGACUUCUGCGUCCAAAAGCUCCUCUGCAGGGAGAAAGACAAGGAUGUGGUUGCUACCAUCCGCAAGGUACCACUGUCAUACCGGAGAGAUCAGUCCAGACCACAUAAAUGUAGUCCAGAGAUACCAUUCAUGACCUGCUGUCAGAGGACUCGUAGUAAGUGAAUUGUGUCCAUGAUGUCUUUCAGACAGUGUUAGAACUGGACAAACUGGACCUGACAGAGCCUGUAAGCCACGUGUUUUUAUGACGGACCAACAUGUAAAAUAACAGAACAGGGAUUGAAAUACCCUCUAUAACCUACUCCCACUUUGUGUUGCAGUUUCACAAAAGGCAGGAGAGGGAUUUAUUGGACCAGAAGAAAGAGAAGGAGGAGACGUUGCUGCUGGAGAUGGUGAGUCUGAACCUGCAGCAUCAUUUUCACCCUGAAUCAGUUAGUUUGGUUUUAAUGAUGAAUCGUCUGUUUGUCAGGAGCAGCUGGAGCGCCAGCAGACUGAUGGGAAACUGAACUCUGAAAAACACACAGAGAGGAAACGUGAGCACACUUUAUUUCUGCAGAGAGGGGAGAGUUUAAAAAGUAAGAGCAGAGUUCAUGAACCCCAAAGAGAGUGAAGUCCAGCCCUGUAAAGUCUUUUUCUUUGCCAGGGAGAGACAGUAAGACCAGUCUAUCUGCUACCAAAUCCAUGUCCGUGUCCUCGUCUGGAGCCACCUUCUCUGGUAAGAAUGAAUUAUGAUGAAGAUGAGUGGGGCUGAUAAAUGUGACAGCGAUAUUCUUCUGUGGAUGCUUCAAACUCAAGAAGAGGGUGAUGGUGAUGAUGGUGAUGAUAGUGAUGGUGAUGUUUUUUCUUCUUGCAGGUAAAGAGGUGAGGAAGGCAAAACUGUCACGAAGUCGAUCCCUCAGCAGUCAGCCAACCUCGUCUAAAGUUACCAACUCAGAAAGACCUCUGUAAGUAUGCCAUACUAGUCUCACAUCAAAUACCCCAAUGAGUUUUCAGGGGUCUGAGUGUGAACCCUUAAAUCAACCACAAGACUGUCAGCAAGCACUGCCCUGGACCACUAUGGGUCAGAGCUGAUACUGAACACCUAAAAUGGAUACAAUAGUGGCUAAGUGAAUGAGCUGUGGUCCUGGACCUCUGCAAAUUGGCUGAGGGUCCUGAUUUCUGUAGAUCAGCCGAGGUCCCAACCUUUGUGGAUUAGCUAUUGCUUGGGCCUCUGUUAACUGGCUCAGAUCCAGGUGUUGGUGGAUCAGCAGUUUUACUGUGAUUUGUAGAAGAGCAACAUGUUGUAAUCUAGUUUCCGUGGAUGAUCAACAGUUCCUAUCCUUGGAUCAGUAGUGGUACUUGCCACUGUGGACAUGCGGUGUUUGUGGCCUCUGUGGUUUACCUAUGGUCCUUGCCUCUUUGAAACAUUUGUGGUCCAUACCUGUGCAGAUCCACUGUGGACCUGUUUUUUGAUGGUGCCUUUGGCUUUACUUUGUUCAGUGAUGUUUAAAACCUUCUUGCUCUUCGAUUGUGGGUCUGUAUAUUAGCACAAUACAAAAAAAUCAAUUUCUUGUGGUAGUCCUGGGUCUGGUUUCAGAUGCAGGUUUGGCUUCAUGAAGUUGCUGUAUUGAGCCAUCUUUUCUUUGGAUUUGUGUUGCAGGAAAGUAAAAGAGCUGGGCAGCUCAUCUGGAACCGGGAAGUCCUCUAUGAUAUCAGCUAAAGGUACUUCUUUCUUACACAGAUUCACAGUGAUCCAGUCAGUUUUAGGUCUGUUGAAUCACCCUUGUCAGAGGGGAUGCCCCCUUUAGUGGUUUAAACUCACGCAGAGUUUGUGUUUACAGAUGACUCCUUCAGGACUGCCCACUUUACCAUGGCAACCCAGUCAACCUCCUCCAUGCCGGUCCUGAUCCGCAGCAACACCACCAGCCUCCUAGACAGGGCCAGUACACUAGACCAUAGAGGCAGUACCAUGGACCACAGGACUAGCACUCUAGACCAGAGAGAUCUUAGAACCAGUACUUUGGACCACAGAACCAGUAACAUGGAACACAGAACCAGUACUUUGGACCACAGAACCAGUACUUUGGACCACAGAACCAGUACAUUGGAUCACAGAACCAGUUCCAUUGACCAGAGAGACUAUAGAACUAGUACUUUGGACCACAGAGACCACAAAACUAGUACUAUGGAACAGAGAGAACACAGGACCAGUACCUUGGACCAGCGCAGUAAAACGAUGGACCGAGGCUGCGGGAUCAAGGAUAGUCAAUCCAGGAAGCUUUCCAUGUGAGUAAAGAUAGUGUCAAGGAUAGACCUGUGCCUGUUAUGAAUUAGCCUGGCCAGGCGAGUUAUGAAUCAGCUUGGUUUAUCAAAGAGCUCUGGUGGUAAUGAAUUUAACCAUUUUCUCUCUGCUAUUUCAUUUUUGUUUGUUUGUUUGUUUCCAGAAACAGGAAGUCAAACUCUUUCAGUGUCCAAUCAGCACGAGACUGAAGACUUAUGUCAUCUUUAAGCUACCAGGCCAUCAGUCAAUCAGCAGUUAGCUUCACAAGUAAAAGAACGACUUGGAACAUAACGAAGAAUGCACCUGGUGGUCGUGAAAGGAGACAGUUUGUAACCACUGAGCUGCUUUUAUUUUGAAAACUCUGUACUGUAAUGAGCUGUUCCUGUCACCUGAUUGGCUCAGUAAAUCCUGACAUACUAACUAA
Molecule: messenger RNA, 20941 nt
Organism: Xyrichtys novacula (pearly razorfish)
Lineage: Eukaryota; Metazoa; Chordata; Actinopteri; Labriformes; Labridae
Source: the annotation of a GenBank genome assembly